Molecule: messenger RNA, 7428 nt
Organism: Erpetoichthys calabaricus (reedfish)
Lineage: Eukaryota; Metazoa; Chordata; Cladistia; Polypteriformes; Polypteridae
Gene: klhl35
Product: kelch-like family member 35
Exons: 7
Coding region: 163-1896 (577 amino acids)
Molecular function (GO): protein binding
Source: RefSeq, a predicted model, not a curated record
UUCACGGGCAGCAAACGCGCACACAGGAACAGGAGCGCAGGCUCACCGUCUGUAGAAUUUAGCUCACCUGGGCACAAACAAGAAGGCAGAACAAGAGAAAAUAGGAAACAUUGGCCGUUUGACGGACAUCUUUGGAGAAUCAACCCCCAUCUUUGCUGCAGCAUGGGGUUUGGAAAUUCAUCUGAAAUGCAGAUGGAGCAGACCAAGAAGCACGUGGACUAUUGUUCAGGCCCAUGCCAUGCUGAGCAGAUUUUGCAGGUCUUGAACAAUUACAGGCAGAAUGGCAUCUUUACAGACGUGGUGCUUCAGGUUGGCACAGUGGAGUUCCCCUGCCACCGAGCUGCUCUUUCAGCCAACAGUGUCUAUUUUCGGGCCAUGUUUCACAGCAACUUGAAAGAGAGCUGCCAGGAUAAAGUGAAGAUCCACGAUAUUUCACCAUCCACUAUGGAGGACUUAUUAAAUUUUAUGUAUGAAGGGAAAGUGGACAUCCAUGAGGAUAAUGUGGAGUCAAUUUUUCUGGCAUCUGAUCUCUUGCAGAUAAAUGUCGUUCGUGAUGCUUGUGUCAGAUUUCUUGAAAAGCAAAUUGAUCCUUCCAACUGCCUGGGAAUUCUCAAGUUAGCACGAUCCUUCUCUGUUCACACCCUGACUGAGAAAUGCACCAAGUUUUUGUUUGAGGAUUUUGCUGAAGUGUUCAAACACGAGGAAUUCCUUCUGUUGUCAGACGUGGAGCUCGUUGAGUUUCUCUGCAGCGAACGGCUCACAGUUGAACAUGAGGCUGUUGUCGAUGCGGUGAUUCGAUGGCUUCACCAUGAUGUUCCUGCAAGAAAGGCGCACCUGAAGGACCUACUGGCAUUAGUUCAGCUUCCUUUGCUUGACCCUGUGUAUUUUGUUAAUAAAAUUGAAAUGGAUGAAGUUAUCAUGAACUCUGAGGAGUGUUGGCCCUUACUUCAAGAAGCUCGGCGAUAUCAUAUUUUUGGAAAUGAAGUCAUGUCUGCAAGGACCCAUCCUCGCAGAUUUUUAGGAAUGACUGAGAUGUUAGUAGUCAUUGGCGGCUGUGAUAAAAAGGGAUUCUUUCAACUCUCAUGCACUGAAAAAUAUAACUUUGAAACAAAAAAGUGGACGGCAGCUGCUACUGUUCCAGGGGGUUUAAAAUCUGAAUUUGCAGUAUGCACACUUCAAAACGACAUCUAUGUGUCAGGUGGCCAUAUCAACAGCAAGGCUGUGUGGAGGUACAUGUCAAAGCUCGAUGCAUGGGUUCAAGUUGCACCCUUGAACAAAGGGCGAUGGAGGCACAAAAUGGUAGCACUUCAAGGCAAGAUUUAUGUAGUGGGAGGAUUUGAUGGAAAUGGCCGAGUGGCCAGUGUUGAAUGUUAUAAUUCCUUUACCAAUGAAUGGCGUCCUGUUGCUGCUUUGCUGGAGGGUGUGAGCUCCGCUGCUGUCACCACAUGCCACAACAAGCUGUUUGUGAUUGGUGGAGCUGUUAACGAUCAAACCAAUACAAACCAAGUUCAGUGCUAUGAUCCAGAUGAAGAUAAAUGGAUUCACAUGGCCCCUACUCCAUUUUACCUGCGUUGCCUGAAUGCUGUCACUCUUGACAAAACCAUAUAUGUUGUUGGUGGACUUAUGGAAAAAAUGUAUAGCUAUGUCCCAGAAAAGAAUCUGUGGAGUGAAGCUGUGACUUUGCCCGGCCCCUUGGAAAGCUGUGGCAUGGCAAUUUGCAAUGGCAAAAUGUACAUUCUUGGUGGCAGGAAUGAACAGGGAAUGGGCACAGACAAGGUAUUCAGCUUCGAGCCUUCUUCAGGAGAAUUUACAGAGGAGCCCCCCAUGCCUCGCUGCCUCAUUUAUCAUGGCUGUGUCACCGUCACUCAGCCCUUCAAGAGAAACCUGAAGCUGUGAGACAUUAUCUUCUCCUGCUUAUUUAUGGUCACACUGUAGUACCUGAAGAGUACCUUGAAGGGUUCAGCACCUCUGCAGCUAUUUAGUCCCUGUGGGACAUUAAGAUUUAUUUCCUCAAAUGGUACAUUAAAAUGGAAUUGUCUUACCUACAAUCGAUGGAUCUGUGGGUGCAGUUUUCAGAAUGCAACUAAUUGCACUCUGGGUAUCAUAUGAGAAAAUGUUCUAUUAACUACAACCAACAUUCCACACCUUCAGGUAAUGUCGCAAAGGAACUUACAGUAUGUGAAGAAUUCAUAGCUCUGUACACGGUGCCUCUGCCUUGAUAAUGAUCGAUCAUAAUUGGUCAUUGCAGUUUCUCUCUCCAUAUUCCGGGGGGUGCCGGUAUUUAUGCCUACUGUAUGAAGCUGGUUCAUUAUUAUGGGAAGCCUUAUCCUUACUUUACAUUUUUGUUGGAUAAAAUGUUAGGGACUUUUGUCCCACCACUAGGUAGUAAGGAUUUAUGUGAUGUAGCAUAUACUGUAUAAUGUGAUGUAAUUCAAUGUAAACAAACUUUUCAUUCUUUUUUUUUUAACAAAAAAUCAAUUGGUUGUGUUUACUUCACCUUCUUCAUAAUUUUAUCAUGUUUAAUUUAGAAAAUAUGUAAAGUCCAAAAUAAGCAGUUAGGAUUUAGCAUAAUGAUGACUAGGCAGUGUGGUAGCUCAGUGAUUGUUAGUGCUGCGUCACAGCUCUGGGGACUAGAGAUUCAGUCCCAGCCUUGUCUUUUUCUGUGACGAGCUAUCCACUUAGAAUUCAUCAUGUUCAUGUUCCAGGUCCCUCCCAUGUCUUAUAGAUAUGGAGGCUAAGAGAGCUGGUGACUCUAACUUGGCCUGUAUGGCUGUUUGUGGGUGUGUGUCCUACAGCAGACUACUGACUCCCUCAUCAUUGAUUCCUAUGGUGUAGCCAUUGCUUCCAGGAUAGACUCUGGCUCUCUGCAACCCAUUAGUGAAAAACUGGUUUCAGAAAAUGGAUGAAUAGAUUAUCUGAACAACACCUAGAAUUCCGGCCUGGAAUCACUAGCCAAUUCAUAGUUCAGAAUUGCACCAAAUGAAAUUUUGCAUGUCCAUAGCUUAACGGUAUAGUCGCAAAAUGGUGUUUGCCUCACAACAGCAGAAACCGUUCUGUGUGCAGUUUUCACAGUCUGUGUGGGGUUUCUUCAGGUGCUUCUGCUUCCAUCAGCAUCAUAAAUAAGAAACACAUUACAUUAAUUGGAGUCUCCAUAUUGGUUAGGUACAAGGCACAUGUUGGAGAGUAGCCUGGGACUGAUUAAUGCCAACACACACACGCGCCUGCCUUCGCAUGUUGCUGCCAGGAAUCACCUUAUCCUUUAGGUUCAUAAUUAGGAUGGACACAUAGACUAUAGUGACCUAAUAAAUGACACACAUCAGUGUGCAAUGAAGUCUGCCAACAUACAGCAUGCGCCACUUCAAGCUUAUAGAUCAGGGGUCGCCAACUCCAGUCCUGGAGGACCACCAUGGCUGCAGGUUUUCAUUCUAACCCUUUUCUGAAUGAGUGACCUGUUUUUGCUGCUAAUUAAUGUCUUUUAAACUAAUAUUAACUGAUUUGCUCUUGAAGACUCAGACCCUUUUUCCUUAAUUAGCAGUCAAACAAUAAUGAGAUACAAAAUGAGCCAAAACAACUCGUGUCCAUCACACAAUAUCUGAAACUAAAGAAAGAUGAAGGUCUCAGGAAUGUUGCUCUGCUCAAGUCCCAAAAACAUUUUAUCAGGGCUCUUAGAAAAGAGAAAAUCAACAAUUUUGGAAAUGUCUGCUAAUGCACCACGAGAGCAGCAACAAGCCACGAAAUUAAAGAACUGGUUUAAUUAACAACAGGAAUUGGCACCUCAUUAAGCAGCUGUUUGGAGUGAAAUUGGUUGGAGUUUGAAGCCCUGACUUAGUUGGUCUUCUGUUGGCUCCCUCACUUUAUAUUUCAUUUCUGUUUGGGUGCCAUUUAAGGAAAGAAAUGAAGCAAUUCAAAGGAACAAUGAAGAAAUUCAGGAGAACAAAUCUUAAAAAAGCAAUUCAAUUAAAAUGAAUUCACAAGAAAUUAAUGAACAGCACAAACUGGGCACUCGAUUAAAAAGGGUUAGAAUGAAAACCUGCAGCCACGGUGGUCCUCCUGGACCGGACUUGGCGACCCCGUUAUAGGUGACUUACUAGUGUAAUGCAAAGAUCUUUCCAUUAUUAAACCUGCUUAAUUCAGUUCAGGAUUUGUGGAAAAGGUGAAAAAGAAAAGACAAUCUAGGAAAUUAAACAAAAGAUGACUUUAUUCAAAAAUUAAGGCAAAAAUCAGAAAGGCUUACAAAAACAAAGAAAAGAAACCUAGCCUCUUAAAAACAAAAAGAAUCCAAAGACUUUCUUAAAAAUGUAAAAUUAGUCAUACAAAAAGAUAGAGAAACUCAUUGCCAAUCCUCAAAACAAGAUUUAAUAAGUCUAAUACAGAAGUGGGUAAUCGUAAACGAGAAAAAUUUGAAAUCACGAGGUUAUCCCAAAAAUGGGGAAAAACACCAAAAAUCUUAAAAGCAAAACACAACAAUAUAACCUUAGUGUUCACCUUGACUGGGGCCUGUGAAUGCCUCAUGGGUGGGCUCAGAUGCUAAUCCACCUGCAAUAUUAGGAGGCACCGUCCCCUGGGGGCAACACGAAAAGGAGAAGAAACAAAAGAAAAUUACAAAGUAAUCACAAAGUCUACCAGAAAAACAAAAUGUUUUUGCUCGUCUGCGUGUUUUUUUAGACUUGUGGGUUCCAAAUCCAAAUCAGGCGACAGAAUUGUUCUACCACAUCCAGUUUUUGAGAGAUGAAGGUUUAAAAUAAUUUUUUAAAAAAAAAUCUCUAUUUUAGGGAAAAAAGUAAUUUUUUAAAAUUAAUUAUUUAGACUUGAAAAAUAAUAAAUUACAUAAGAAGAAUUGUUUUAAAUAUAAACAUUAUUUACAAAAUGGAGUCACCUGGUAUUUGUUUUCCUCAUAUUUGUUUCAUGGUGGAAUGACCAGCAGAAGGGUGCCAACACAGACUCCCUCCACUUGCCACUGUAACGUCUCUCCAAAUGAGCGAUGUCCUGGUGGAACGUCUCCCCAUGUUCAUCAGAAACGGCUCUCCUAUUCUCAGAGGAAAUCGAUUUUUUAAAGACUUGUGUUAGGUACUGUAGAAAGAGAGAAGCUCAACUUAUUCCUCAUAAUUUUCCACUCUUGAAUUUCCAAGAAAACUAUGGCACAUGCUAUUUUUUUACAAUACAUUAUUGGUGUGUAUUCUUUUAGUGUUUGCUUGCCUGUUAACUUGGCCAAGGAAAUGGAUGGAUCCACCUGACCUUGCAUAUUUCUGUAGACACAAUUUAAACAACUUUUUCUCAUCUGGACAAUAAAAAGGCAUCCGUAUAACCUUGUAAACGUAAAUUCCUGUCUAUUUUGAAGGAAUAAGUGGAAAGAAAAAAAAUACUGAUUGAGAGCAAACAAUGUGUAGUAACUACUUCAUUUUGGGUUGUUUCCACCUCAUCCAGCUUCAAGAACGAGGAAGACUGCCAUUUUCAGCUCAAAAUACACUUUAAAUAAUAUUUUGAGCAUAGAAAAUGCCAUAAAACAAAUUUAACCUAUUCCUAAAAUAAGUUAAAAAUGGCAUUUUUCACUGAAUCCAUUAUCUUGCGGAAACAGUUUGCGAUAGAGAAAUUCCAGUUUCAGAAACAUAAAUUUGUAAAGUACACCGAUUGUUUUGCAUGGGAGGAUAAAUACUUUAUUUAGACAUUUUUAUUCAGAGCCCCAUGAUUUGAAAACUUUUUAUUUUAAGGAGGUUGUUGUGACAUACACGGGAAAACCUUCCUCUGAAGUCAAUAUAAAAUAACUGCAGGCAGGAAACACCACAGACACUUAAAAUGAAAUUUCAAGGCCUUUCAUUUUUGUUAAAUUUUUAAUUAAAAUAUGUUUUGGAAAGAUAAAAUAUAAUUCAGGAAACCAAAAGUUUCUUUGAGCCAAUUUAGUUUAAAAUUUGCUUUUAGAGGAUUGUAGUAAGAGAGUGAGGUUUGGUGGCGUGCAGUUGAACAAAGAAACACGUCACAUAUACCACAGACCCCCAGACAAACUUGUUUGGGGUUGAUGCCUAAAACACUUUCAAAUUUCAACCCCAGUUAAACACUUUCUCCCCCAUUUUAUUUUUCUGCCCUUUUGCUGACUAAAGUUUUGCAGUUCUGUUCGCAGGUAAUUAAAUUGAGAAGCCUGAAGUAUUAUUGGACAGAGAUUUGGUUCCUUUUCCUUUAUCAACAGCAGAAUCAUUCCAGUCAGCAAUCUUCAUUUUAACUUCACUAAUUAAAGGAACCAAAUAAUUUCAAUGGAAAAGAAAAGAAACAGAAAAACUAUUAAUGAAAUUGCAGUAAUGGAUCUCUAGCAAGAACCUGACACAGAAUCAAAGGGACUGAAGGGAAUUCUGGCAGCAGUGGGCAAAGCUGUUACAACUAAGCAGGGCUCCACUCUGUUGCAGGACACACACACACACACACACACGCACACGCACACACACACACACACACACAGCACAAUUAUAUCUGACAGUAAACCUAAGACUCCAGACUACCUGAAGAAGAACCCACUGAGCUGAUAAUCCACUCAAUGAACCUGAAGGCAAACAAAUUGAGGACCUCUAUUUAAAAAAAAAAUACAUAUCAAAUAUUAAAUGUAAUGUCAUAAACAUUUUUAUAUUAGAAGUUUUGAAAAUAAUAACUACCACACAUUCCAAAUACAGGACCGGUUUUAGUGUCUGUAUGAAAUUAUACUGUGAAUUUUCAGGACUGCGUGUUUCUAGUCUUGGAAACCUCUGUGUGUUUGCUUUUGUGCACUGAUGCUGUGAUGGAAAUCAAAUUGACAUUUUUGGCCUUUACGGUGAUUAGUUUCAUCACGGUAUCAUACCAGUUACAUAGUAAAUUUGUUAAAAGUGUUCUGUUAUCACUGAAUGACAUAAAAUGGAAAUCCUUGGGAAGGAAAAUGUGAAAGAUGCCAAAUUUAAAGGCAUAAAUUGAGUAUUUGUAAUGCUUCACAACAUUCUUUCUAUGAGCCACCUAACCAUUUCUUUCACGUCAACAUCAAUCUGCACAACAUCAUUUAAGAUAUAUAUCUAUUUUUUUAACUAAUUUAUAUUUAUGACUUAGAGAUUAAUGUAUUCAUUUGUUAGUGUGUUUUGUUAGCGCAUAAACAGCACAAAAUAUUGUGCAUCACUUCUGUCUUUGAAUUACAACUGACUUUAAACCAGUACACAAUCAGACUUGGGCAGGUCUGUUCCUGUGUGCCCAUUCCUUUUCUUAAAAGAUUCUUAUGUAACAUGAUGGAUAAAAUGCUACAAAUGGUUUAAAAGAUUUGUGUUUCUUCAUACAAGUUGUCUUAUGUGUAAUGCCAUGAGGUUGGAAGCUGUUAGAAGUGAUGAACUCCUCAGCUUUGUAGUCAGAAAUAAAGUUUGGCUUCUUGUUUUAAAACUCAUCAUUUUGUAAACAUAAAGUUAAAUAAAGAUUCUUGUUUCUGUC